AUGAGGAAAGCUAACACCGCAAUCAAAACAGAGAAAAAUGUUUGCCCGACGGUGGAUGAUAUUAUCUUGACGUUAAACGGCGCAACGGUAUUUUCACUUCUAGAUCUGUACAAAGCUUUCCAUCAAAUUGAAUUGGAUGAAGCAUCACGUGUAAUGACAACGUUUCAGACACAUAUUGGACUGUUUAGGCAUCCACAUGCAAGACACGAAACAAAUACAGUAGCCGAGCAGUAUAUCAGCUUUAUUACUGAUAACGCUUUGCCAGACGUAUUUAAGCUGUCAGAUGUAGCAAAAGCUACCGAAACAGACUGUAUAUUAAGCUGUGUAAGAAAUGCGUUAGAACAAAAUGACUGGAAAACUCAAAAAUGCAAAUUAGACGAAAGUUUUCGGUUAUACGAGAAUUUGAAUAAAAAUCAAGAACUUGCAGUUGCAUAUACGGAAGACGGAUUUGUGCUUUUACGGGACCCGAUCAAACCAACAUUACUUCCACGAGAUGUGUUUUCUGAAGUCAGUUGUGACUUUUGUGGACCAUUUCCAGACGGUUACAUGUUAUUAGUUGUUAUAUGUGACUACAGUAGAUUUUCAGUAGUUGAAAGAAUCAAAUCGACAGCCGCAGAUACAGUCAUACCGCGAUUAGAGGCGAUCUUUUCGAUAUUCGGAUAUCCAGAUGUAGUGAAAACGGACAAUGGACCUCCGUUUCAAAGUCGAGCAUUCAGAGAAUUAGCUGAUAAUUCGGGAUUUAAACAUAAAGGAAUUACUCCAUUGCACCCACAGGCAAAUGGAAUAGUUGAGAGAUUUAUGGCGCCACUGCAAAAAGCAAUCAAAACAGCGAUAGCGUCCAGACAAGAUUAUAAAAGAGCGUUAAGUAGAUAUCAUAUGAAUUUUCGGAACACACCACAAACAAAUACACAAACAGCUCCUAGUGAAUUAAUGUUCAAUCGUAAACUAAAGACAAAAUUACCAAAGAUGACAUUUGACAACAAAGAUACAGAUAUUCGAGACAGGGACAGUCUAUCAAAAACGAAAAACAAAAUAUAUGCUGAUAAGAAACGUAGAGCUCAGCGAAAUAAUUUGAAACUGGGAGAUCGUGUGCUAUUAAAACGGGAACAGCGGAAUAAGUUUGAAACAGCGUUUGACCCUACCCCCGGGAUAAUCAUCGCUAUGAAAGGAUCUAUGCUUACAAUCAAACAUAAAGGUAAAGAAAUCACACGGGACGUUUCCAAGUUAAGAUAUGUUCAUGGAGAUCAAGAGCCGGUGCAGACGAAACCUGCAGAUAAUACAUCUUUACCUAGAAAUAGGCCACAGAGGAAACGCCGACCGCCGAGACGUUAUGACGAUUAA
Molecule: messenger RNA, 1341 nt
Organism: Ruditapes philippinarum (Manila clam)
Lineage: Eukaryota; Metazoa; Mollusca; Bivalvia; Venerida; Veneridae
Exons: 3
Coding region: 1-1341 (446 amino acids)
Biological process (GO): DNA integration
Molecular function (GO): nucleic acid binding
Source: RefSeq, a predicted model, not a curated record